This is a messenger RNA of Lachnellula hyalina, 1080 nucleotides long. Its product is annotated as Neutral protease 2-like protein. Gene Ontology annotation, molecular function: metalloendopeptidase activity. Lineage: Eukaryota; Fungi; Ascomycota; Leotiomycetes; Helotiales; Lachnaceae. The record is from RefSeq and is a predicted model, not a curated record. The transcript is spliced from 3 exons. Gene Ontology annotation, biological process: proteolysis. The coding region runs from base 1 to 1080 and encodes 359 amino acids.
AUGUAUUUUGCUCGGGCCUCUUUAAUUCUGGCCGCCGUUGCCAAUGCUGCAUCUAUCCCGAACGGGAAACGUGAUACUGGAUUGGAAGUUACUCUCACAGCUGCUGAGGGUUCUGUCGCGGAUGUGAUCGCCACGGUCAAGAACGUUGGCGCUGAGAGCUUGAACCUGUUGACUCUUGGCACUUUCUUGGACGCCGCACCAGUUCAAAAGCUGGCUGUUGUUGAUGAAGCCAAUGCCCCUGUCGCCUUUACGGGAGUGUACCGAAGCAUUCAAUACUCGAAUGACUUGUCAGAUAACUACUUCAAACUUCUUGCGGCCGGCGAAAGUUUCAACACAACCAUCAAUGCGGCUGCAGUUCAUGACCUCAAGUCCGGAACUUACUCAUUCAGCGCCGAGGGUGCCAUUCCUUUCGCCAUCGGUGACUCCAAGGAGCUUACCGAUAAUGCUGUGACAUACAAGACCAAUGUUCUCACAAUGGCCGUUGAUGGAGAAGCUGCCAAACUCGCCCCCAAGGCAAUCCCGGAAAUGACUAUCGCUGAACGUACAGUUCUCCAAUCCGGUUGCACCAGCUCCAACAAAGCAGCCACCACCGCCGCACUCAGCUCCUGCGCUUCCCUCGCUCGGGCUGCCUCAACCGCAGCUAAAUCGGGCUCAUCCAGCAAGUUCAGCGAGUACUUCAAAACCACCUCAUCAUCUGUCCGCUCGACCGUCGCUGCCCGUCUGUCCGCCGUUGCGACUCAAUGCGGGUCCAUCACAUCUGGAGGAACCAAGUACUACUGCACUGAUGUCUACGAUUACUGCGAAUCCAACGUCUUGGCCUACACCCUCCCGUCUACCAAUGAGAUCGUCAACUGCCCACUGUACUACAGCGAUCUCCCUCUACUCUCCAGCACCUGCCAUGCUCAGGAUCGCGCAACUACCUCGCUCCACGAGAUGACGCAUGCUCCUGCCACAUACAGCCCAGGAACGGACGAUAAUGCAUAUGGAUACAGUGCCAGCAUUGCUCUUUCCAGCGCUUCGGCUGUACUAAAUGCUGACUCGUACGCUCUUUACGCCAAUGCUAUCUACGUUGGAUGCUAA